UGACACCCUUGCAGAGACAUUCCAAAAAAAUUCAAAAAAUAAAAACCUAGAAGAAAGAGCCCACACACCCUCCCCGCACCUCACAAACCGAAGAAACGACACCAGCCCCCCAGUAAACGCUGGCUCCGAAUCCACUCUAAAUUCAACCAUAACCCUAGAAGAGCUAACAAACAUUCUCCGCACCACCAAAAAUUCCGCUCCUGGUCCUAAUAACAUACCUAACAAACUAAUAAAAGAAUUGCCACAAAUCGGUACCGAGCAUCUCCUCAAGAUCUGCAACUCCAUUUGGGUACAUCAAGUAUUCCCGGACAACUGGAGGAAAGCCACGGUUAUACCCAUACCCAAACCAGGCAAAAAUAAAAACAAACCUGAAAGCUACAGACCGAUUGCUUUAACAAACUGCAUUUGUAAAAUAUUAGAAAAAACAAUUAAUAAAAGGCUCAGAUGGUUCCUCGAAUCGAAUAAUAUGCUGUCACCUAACCAAUACGGAUUUAGACAGCACCGCUCGACCACCGACGUACUGUUAAAUCUAGAGACAAGCAUAUGCGAAGCAUUUCUAAAGAACGAAUUCCUCAUUACAGUCUGUUUAGAUAUCGAAAAAGCAUACGACUCAAUACCAAGGACCACAAUCAACAACGCCCUUACCAAAACUGGACUAAACGGCAAUAUAUUAGCUUUCAUAAAAAAUUUCCUUACAAACAGAACCAUCCAAGUGAGAACAAACGGAACCCUCUCCAAACCAACCAUCAUACACAACGGAGUACCACAAGGUUCGGUAAUCAGCGUUACGCUUUUCUUGAUAGUAAUCAACGACGUUUUAAAUAACAUCAAGCCGCCAAUCCAAGGAACCCUGUUCGCGGACGAUCUAACAAUAACCUGCAGCGGGAAAAGCCUAAUCACCAUCAUUGAGCUCCUACAGGAAAGUAUAAACGACCUCCUGUCAUGGUCCGAGAAAUCAGGCCUCAAAUUUUCCCCCCUAAAAACAAAAUACAUCAUCUUCUCUAGAAAACGCAAGAGAACCAUACUUCCCCCUAAGCUUUAUAUACGGAACACUGAAAUCGAAAAAGUAAACAGCAUCAGAAUACUUGGACUCAUCUUUGACCAUAAACUAACGUGGGGGCCACACAUGAAAUACCUAAAAACCACAUGCUCAAAAAAAAUGAACAUCAUAAAAGCCUUGGCAAAUAAUAGCUGGGGAGCUGACCAAGAGAUUAUCAUACAAACGUACCAGGCACUAAUUAGAUCCAAACUCGACUACGGGUCAAUAGUUUACUCGGCUAAACCCAACACCCUGAAAACAAUCGACUCAAUUCAUAAUGCCGCCCUACGAAUAGCUACUGGAAGCUACAGGACCAGCCCAAUAAAUAGCAUACUAUUUGAAUCAAAAAAACCUUCACUAGAACAAAGAAGGAAAUACCUAAGCCUAAAAUACGCAGCCAAAAUGUCCUCCAUCCCAAUAAACCCCACAUACAAUAACAUAUUCACAAAUAGAUAUACUCACCUACAAGCUAAAAAACCCAAAUCCCCGAACCCAUUCUAUGGAAGAAUUGCCAAAUACGAUAGCUUCACCGUGAUCACAUCGACUCCAACCAUUCCACGUAAAUAUAGGAAAACAGCUCCUUGGACCCUAAAAAUCCCAGAAACCAACGUUGAUCUCGCAAAACUUCCCAAAAACCAAACAAGCAGCAUUGAACACAGAUUAAACUUCCAACAACUGUGCAACAAAUAUCCCAACCACCAAACGAUAUACACCGAUGCAUCAAAGACCGACCAGGCAGUCGGUGCCGCCAUCGUCACGAACAACACGACCAAAAAGUUCCACCUUCCAGCAGCCUCAUCUAUCUUUACAGCAGAAGCUUGGGCAGUUCUUGAGGCCCUUAACUAUAUACGAAAUAACAAUCUCCAAUCUUCUAUCAUCAUUACAGAUUCCAUGAGCGUAACCAUGGCAAUAGCAAACAUAAAUUGCGAAACCAAACACGAAGUCAUCCUAAACAUUCAAUAUACCUAUACGGACCUUAUCAAUAACGGCAAACAAAUAUCCCUAGUCUGGGUUCUAUCUCACCAAGGUAUUAAAGGAAACGAAGCAGCUGACACAGCCGCUAAAGAAGCAACAGCACUUCCGCCAGACGACAACCGCAGACAAGUCCCAUACCAAGACCUCAUUGUCACAUUACGCCAUAUCGAACAACAAGCAUGGAAUAAAAUAUGGAUCACCUCUAAGAAAAUAAAAACACACGACGUUACCAAAGACUUCUACCAAACAAUGCCUAGCAGCAAUAUGAAACGGAAAGACAGGAUAGUCAUGGCCAGGCUGAGAACAGGUCACUGCAGACUUACACACGAUUACCUAAUUAAAAAAACGGAACCACCAAUGUGCAUCACCUGUAAGAAAAACAUCACCACCAACCACCUACUAUUCGAAUGCAGAAGACACAACACCCAAAGACAAAAAUACGGAAUAACAUCGACAGAAGUCCUCACAACUCAGAAACUUGUAGAAAAUACCCUAAACUUCCUAAAAGACAUUAACAUCUACCAUAGUAUAUAA
Osmia lignaria (orchard mason bee) is the source of this 2548-nucleotide messenger RNA. The record is from RefSeq and is a predicted model, not a curated record. NCBI's taxonomy places the organism in Eukaryota, Metazoa, Arthropoda, Insecta, Hymenoptera, Megachilidae.